AUGGAACUCCGCACGAGGACUUUGUCUGGGACGCUCGGACUACUCGCACACAGCGAACCGGGAGUCCUCGACGCCUUUGCCAAACUCUGGGGUACGGACGAAUUGCUCGUCUCCUUUGACGGGAUGAACUUCACACUGCCACAACCAGAGCGUGCCGACGUGAAGCCGUGGCCUCAUAUCGACCAGUCGCCGAAACGCAAGGGUCUAGUCUGUGCGCAGGGGAUCAUAAACUUCGCUCCCAAUGGACCACAGGACGGGGGCCUGGUCGUGGUCCGAGGCUCCCAUAACCUCAUAGCAGAGUACUUCAAGAAACACGGCAUGCCACCAGAGCCGAGGACGUGGGGUCCAGAGGACUAUUUCUCCUUUAUCGCCGAGGAAGUGGACUGGUUCAAGGAGGCCGGUUGCGAGGUCGUCAAAGUCUGCGCUGAUCCAGGGGACUUGAUCAUCUGGGAUUCCCGGACGAUUCACUACAACAGGCUGCCGGAAAGUCAGCAGGUCAGAUCAAUCGUUUGUAAGAUUGGCCCCCCACCUCCCCCAACAAGACACAUCCUCAGUCGACGUUUGCUAACUGGCUGGCACACAAAAGACGCUUGUUACGCACCUGCCCGGUUCGCCAGUGAAAAAGAUCUCAAGUUGAAGGCACAGCUCUUUCAUGAGCGCAAGCCAACGACGCACUGGCCAAACAUGAACAUCUUUGACGGCACGAGUGUGGACGAAUUGCGCUUCGGCAAACCGGAUGCUUGUAAGAGAGUCAGGCCGGUGAACGAUGUCGUCGAGACAGACACCGUGCUCCGGCUUGCAGGUGUGAAGAGUUACUGA
This is a messenger RNA of Exophiala oligosperma, 819 nucleotides long. RefSeq lists its product as uncharacterized. The record is from RefSeq and is a predicted model, not a curated record. Bases 1 to 819 code for a protein of 272 amino acids. The transcript is spliced from 3 exons. Lineage: Eukaryota; Fungi; Ascomycota; Eurotiomycetes; Chaetothyriales; Herpotrichiellaceae.